UAGCGGUCCCCGCGGCAGGGCACGCUGGCUGCAAGAUGUCUGUGAGCGGCGGCCAGCGGCUGGCGCGGGCCGGGCCCGGACUCUCCUGGCUACUGUGCUGCAGCGCCCUGCUAUCCUCGGCUGCGGGGUACGUGAUCGUGAGUUCAGUGUCCUGGGCCGUCACUAACGAGGUAGACGAGGAGCUGGACAGCGCCUCCACCGAGGAGGCGCUGCCCGCGUUGCUGGAAGACUCUAGCAGCAUCUGGCAGCAGAGCUUCCCGGCCUCGGCGCACAAGGAGGACGCGCACCUGCGGCCCCGGGCCACCGCCAGCCGCCCCCGGCCGCCCCCCGCCCCGCCCGGCAUGUUCUCCUACCGGCGCGAGGGCGUUAAGGCAGCUGGCGCCCCGCCCGCCCAGAGCCUGCGCCCGGGGACGGCCCGCUUUCUGGCCCACUCCAACGGCUGGGGCUGUCUGGCCACAGUGUCCGCCCAGGAGAAGAUCCGGGGACUACCUUUUGGGAACUGCCUUCCCAUCAGCGAUGGCCCCAUCAACAACAGCACUGGGAUUCCUUUCUUCUACUUGACACCCAAGGACCCCGCUGUGGCUGAUCUGGUGAAGAACCCCAUGGCCUCCCUGACACUACUGGAAUCGGAGGGAGAGUUCUGCAGAAAAAACAUCGUUGACCCAGAAGAUCCCAGGUGUGCCCGGUUAACGCUCACUGGCCAGAUGAUUGCAGUGUCUCCAGAAGAAGUAGAAUUUGCCAAGCAAGCUAUGUUUUCAAGGCACCCAGUUAUGAGGAAGUGGCCUCGUCAAUAUGAAUGGUUCUUUAUGAAGAUGAAGAUAGAACAUAUCUGGCUUCAGAAAUGGUACGGAGGAGUAUCUGAGAUUUCAAGGGAAGAAUAUUUCAAAGCAGUGCCAAGAAAGGCCUGA
Messenger RNA from Orycteropus afer afer, 908 nucleotides. RefSeq names its product cellular repressor of E1A stimulated genes 2 (gene CREG2). Lineage: Eukaryota; Metazoa; Chordata; Mammalia; Tubulidentata; Orycteropodidae. The record is from RefSeq and is a predicted model, not a curated record.